Messenger RNA from Aphanomyces astaci, 2000 nucleotides. RefSeq lists its product as hypothetical. Gene Ontology annotation, molecular function: cobalt ion binding; magnesium ion transmembrane transporter activity; magnesium ion binding. Lineage: Eukaryota; Oomycota; Saprolegniomycetes; Saprolegniales; Verrucalvaceae. The transcript has 4 exons. Gene Ontology annotation, biological process: metal ion transport; transmembrane transport. Gene Ontology annotation, cellular component: membrane. The record is from RefSeq and is a predicted model, not a curated record. Bases 39 to 1892 code for a protein of 617 amino acids.
ACCACACCCGCCGCCGCGAUUCACAGAAGCAAGCACCCAUGGAUCGCAUCGAAAGCGUCGACGAGUCGUGUGACCCUUUGCUCGGGUCACUGCCGCCAGCGCCACUACCAUUGUCCCAUAUCCACGCACACGAAGCGCACCACAACGGGUCUGAAGCUUGGAUCCAUACAUCCGCGCUACCUCACUUCAGCAUGCACGACGCGCAGAACAUGGAAUGGGACUUCUCCCAGGUGACCAAGGGCGAUGCGCUCAACAUGGCACGCAACAACCCCAUGCGGAGACGGUCGUCGCUGGCCGUGGGCUCGGAAUUCGGCGAUGCCGAGCAGGCCGAGAAGAAGGAGGACAUCCGCGUGCUGCUGGAUCCGUUCUACGACGUCACAACCGGUCGUCUGCGUCGGUUGUUUCACCACUUCAGUCCCAACGGCAAAGACACGGUCACGUACGUCGAGUUCCAGCGCGGUCUGUCGGCGUUAGGCAUCAGCGUGCCCCGCGACGGCAACUUUGACGAGUUUGUGGCCAAGGUCGACACGAACGGCGACGGACUCGUGAGCGUCGACGAGUUUAUCGCGGUCGUCCAGAUGAUCAAGCAGGCGCAUCUGUUCAAGCCGGACGUGGCAACCCCGCUCCAAGUCGACGCCAAGCGGCAUGUGCUGCGCGUGGUGGACUACUCGCCCACGAGCCUCCGCGCUGUGGACCCCGUGACGAAGCUGCAGUCGUUCAUGGUCUCGGCCAAGCCGCAGUGGGCCACGGUGCGAUGGGUGCACUUGGCGGGGUUCCAGCGAACAGACGACGACCUCAACUUGCGCCGACUGGCCAUCAAAUAUCAGCUUCACCCGUUGGCUUUAGAAGACUGUUUGAACCAAAACGACAAACUCAGGUGCAAGUUCGAGCACUACGACGACCAUUCGUUCUUGGUGGUGCCCGUGUUACGAGCUCUAAGCCCAGACAAGCUACAGGUCGUGGAGAACGUGUUAGCCGCCCAUCGAAAGGCUGCGACAGCGAAGAAGUUGAAGGAGGCUGCGACGGAGAACCACCCGAACGCUGUCGCAUAUCCACAACCACAUAAACCCCCCCACGCGAUCUAUGGUUCCGCGCGUCCUGGCCAAUCAAAAGCGGCCGCGUUGACAACGACAUUGGAUGCGCUCGACACGUUGCUCCGGCCGCCACAGCAACUUUGCGUGUUUGUAAGCAACGACCACGUCGUGAGUGUGCAGGAGGACGUCGACACGAUCGACCCGUCCGCGUUUCGCCUCUGGGAGUUGGUGGUUGAUCAAACCAUGACCAAGCCAUACUCCAAAGUCCGCAAUCACUCGGCGGCGUUCCUGGUUGUGUCGAUUCUCAAUGCUGUCGUGGAUGAGAUGCUCCCCCUCGUCGAAGUGUGCGAGCCCACGCUCAAUAUGCUCGGCAAACUCGUGCGGCUGCAACAGACCGCGUUUGACCCGGCGAGACUCGCGCGUACCAAGAAGCAGCUCAUCGCGAUGGAUAAGAUCAUCCGUCCACUUCUAGACCUUGUCACAGAUCACUUGACCCCCCACGACCAAUUUAACCGCGGCGAAGUGAAAAAUUACUUGCGCGAUGUCAAGGAUCACUUGAGGCAAAUGUCGACUGAUCUGCGGGACCACCAGCUGCUGCUCGCGACGCUCGUGGACGACGACAAGCAGGCCCGCGCCAAGCAGCAGGAGGACGUGAUGUACUACAUCACAGUCGUAGCCGCUUGCUUCUUACCCGGCACAUUCCUCACGGGCAUCUACGGGAUGAACUUCAAAGGCACCAUGCCCGAGCUGGAGUGGGAGGAUGGGGUUCUCAACGGGUACAAGCUGUGGUGGAUUGUGCUCGUGUCCGUGCUGCUGGCCACCAUGGCGUACGUUAAAGGGUGGAAGCAGUGGAUGUAGGAGGUAGUACAUACUACUAGUUCGUUCGUUAGCUUGCACGGUUAACUACAGAAGUAGUAGUCUCACGAGUAUUUAAACGAAAAGUACUUCACAUACUGUACUACAGUG